UCAAUCAAGAUGGCAGCCCACAUUGAUGACGAUGGCUUAGCUCCCCUCGAACCUUCUUUGCGCAAUAUUAUCGACCAGACUUCGUUGAAAUGGGUUUUUGUAGGCGGAAAAGGAGGAGUAGGGAAAACUACUUGCAGUUGCAGUCUUGCCAUUCAGCUGUCCAUGCAUCGGGAGUCGGUUCUCAUCAUAUCCACGGACCCCGCCCAUAACAUCUCCGACACCUUCGACCAGAAGUUCUCCAAAGUGCCGACGCAGGUCCGUGGUUACACCAACCUCUUCGCCAUGGAGAUUGACCCCAACCUGGGCAUGCAUGAACUGCCGGAUGACUAUUUUGAAGAUGGCAGUCCUUGGGCAGUCGGUAAGCAGAUGAUGCAAGAACUCAUGGGUGCAUUCCCUGGCAUUGACGAGGCAGUCAGCUUUGCCGAAGUCAUGAAGCUGGUGAAGAACAUGAAUUUCUCGCUUGUCGUCUUCGACACGGCGCCUACCGGUCACACUCUCAGGCUGUUGUCCUUCCCGGCGUUGGCAGAGAAAGGACUGAGUAAAUUGCUGCAACUCAAGAACCAGUUCAACCCCUUCAUCCAGCAGAUUGGUGGUAUGCUUGGUCUGCCAGAUAUCAGUGCUAAUGAGGUCCUGGGCAGACUGGAAGACACAGUGCCAAUAAUCAAGGGUGUCAGGGAAGCCUUCAACGAUCCGGAUAAGACAACGUUUGUCUGCGUCUGUAUCGCUGAGUUCCUGUCUCUCUACGAGACGGAGCGCUUGGUCCAAGAGCUGGCCAAGAACAACAUUGACACCCACAACAUCAUCGUCAACCAGCUUUUGGUACCUGAGGAAAAAGAGAACAUGAAGGCAUCCUCAAUGUGUAAGAUGUGUGGCGCUAGGAUCAAGAUGCAGAACAAGUACCUGGACCAGAUUGAGGAUCUGUACGAAGAUUUCCACAUUACUAAACUGCCGCUGCUGCAGCACGAAGUGCGGGGCCAAGAGAAAGUGGCCGACUUCUCAACGAACUUGAUCGUGCCGUACGGGAGUUUUCGGAAGAACGCUGACGCUGGUAAUACAUGACGCACUGAUCCAACAGGGAAAGCUUUAUUUGAGAAUUGCACAAGGGUAAUAACGAGAAAACCGUAUUGUCUUUGUAGGGGGUCCGUGCAUAGAUAGGGCAUUGUAGGGCGCUUUCUUGGUCUGGCACCCAACUUUUCCUCAGAUCCGCUGAUUUCCUCGUUUUUUACUUCUCAUGAAUGCCAUUACGAAUUGAAAAAUACUGUACAAAGUCAUGUGUGUUUUGGAGUUUCCUUAUUUUUAAGGCCGGAGCUUCUUCAUUUUUCUUGGUAGUCGGUCCGUCGGUCGGUCUGUCCCCCCAAAUUUGACCAAAAGUAUGGUGUUCCACAUGUGCCAUUGGCGUCACAUUUUUCGGCGUGGCAUUUUUCAGCUCUUGGCAGUGAUCAUUUUGAACGAUUUCAUGCGAGACUUUCAUGCAAGACUUCUUGCAACACGGCCAGAGCUUACUGUGCACUCGCACUUGUUUUCUAAAUUGUGAACCCAUUUAGUUCCUGUACCGCCCCAAACCGCCCAAAACUUUGUAUGAAAUUGCAUGGAAAGGACACGUGAACCACCGAAAUAUCAGGGUCCUUAACUUACUUUGAAGAGCGCCCUCUUUAGAGUGUGCACGGAGCCCAAUAACUUAGAUAUUGACUUCACUACCUCCCUGUGUGGCAACUACACACCAUAUUUGUAUAUAAGCAGGUUUUUAGAACAAAUCAUUUCUCAUCAUCUCUUUGGGUUAAUUUUGUAAAAAUAAAAACUAGUUCAAUGUACAUGUAUAGUUUGCGCUAUAUUUUCCUGUGUUUAUGAUAUCAUUACAUCAUUGCAUGUUCCAUGGAAAAUCUAUAUCUUCAACUUUACACAAAGUUGGCAAGUUUUAUAUUCAACCCCUCCCUACCCCCCCCCCCAAAAAAUAUCAUUCAGCUUAGUUACCAAGGCUGAGAGGUGUGACAUCAUAUUCCUAUAGACGAUUGACCAAUGGGAUUUAUAUUUAUUUAGUGGAUUUGCUCAUAAAUACGUAUGAGGUGUAUUGAGGUAAGCUGCAUGUUCAAAAUCAGUUACUAAAGAACGGAAAUAUAAUGUGCGUUUUGCAAAACAGAAAAUUUCUUUCUCAAAUAUUAAAAAAAUACAUAUAAUAUGCCUGUAAUCGGAAUCACUUUUAAGGUGAGCAAGGGAAAGUAAUCAGCUUUAGAACUGUAUAGGUUUUAUGUUAAGAAUGUGAAAAAUAACGCUGUUAUCUCCAAUAAAAUAAUUGAACAAAAAACAUUA
Messenger RNA from Patiria miniata (bat star), 2307 nucleotides. RefSeq names its product ATPase GET3-like (gene get3). Lineage: Eukaryota; Metazoa; Echinodermata; Asteroidea; Valvatida; Asterinidae. Gene Ontology annotation, biological process: post-translational protein targeting to endoplasmic reticulum membrane. Bases 10 to 1059 code for a protein of 349 amino acids. Gene Ontology annotation, molecular function: ATP hydrolysis activity; ATP binding. Gene Ontology annotation, cellular component: GET complex. The transcript has 7 exons. The record is from RefSeq and is a predicted model, not a curated record.